AUGGUCCUGGUAGUCAAGAAGAAUGGACAAAUUAGAAUAUGUGUCGACUUUCAAAAUUUAAACGAAGCAUGUCCCAAGGAUGACUUUCCACUUCCUAUUAUGGAAUUAAGGAUAAACGCCACUACAGGACACGAUUUCAUGGAUGGGUGUUCAGGAUACAACCAAAUACGGAUGGCACCUAAGGAUGAAGAGCUAACCGCAUUUCGUACCAUAAAAGGCAUCUAUUGUUAUAAAGUGAUACCUUUCGGACUCAAGAAUGUUGAUGCCACUUAUCAACGUGCUAUGCAAAAGAUCUUUGACGACAUGCUCCAUAAAUUUGUUGAGUGCUAUGUUAAUGAUUUGGUGGUCAAAACUAAGAAAAUGGAAGAUCACCUGGAGGACCAUCGUGUAGUGGUCAAUCGGUUGAGAAAGUAUGACUUGAAGAUGAAUCCACUCAAAUGCAUAUUUGGAGUCAUGUCUGGAAAGUUCCUUCGCUUUAUUGUUCAACAUAGAGGCAUUGAGAAUGGAAAGUUGUUGCAAAGCAUAAAGUCCCAUACUAUUGUUGUUGUGUGCCUUAACUGUGAGGAAGAUGGAACAAAGAAUGAAGCACGCAUUUCAUUAACUUUUGUCCAUAUGGCUUUUGUAGAGCAUGAUUUGGCCUUAAUUGAUGGAAGUUCAUGGAUCAUUAAGAUCAGAGAAAAGAACUUUAAUCUAUUUGAUCCUGAAUGCAUUUUGAUUGCUCUGCUACUCACAGGAGGGAGGAUGGCUGUAGUGGUCACGAGGGUAACAGACUCACGUGGAGAAGAAGGAUGCAGUAGUGGCCGGGAGGGGAGGAGCUGCAGCAGUGGUGGGCAGGAAAAGCGCAGAGUUGAUAUAGUGGCAGUGAGGGAUGGGACUGCAAUGGUGGUGGGGCUGGUAAUUGUUUGGUGGUGUUGCUCUGUAAUUUUUCUACGAUCCCAAAUCCAAACAUAUUGGUGCUCAAUUUUCUAUAGAAAUGGUCGACGCCCCGAGGCCCAAGCGCAACCCCAACUCCAACCCCUCAUCGUCCGAAACAGUGGGAAACAACGACGAUCUCUUGAAUCAAAUCCUACUAUAUCUGCCGAUACGAUCACUCCUCCGAUUCAAAUCUGUAUCCAAACACCGGCUCUCUCUCAUCACCCACCCCACUUCCUCCACCUCCGAACCACCCAACCAAACCCCCGACCUUCCGGACUCUUCUUCUACCGCUAUUCCCACCAAAUCCAUCCUGAGUUCGAUUUCCUCUCUCUCCUCCAUUACGAAUCCCCAUCAAAACCCCCUUUCAAAGCACUCACUUUCGUCGACGAUCCCUCCGAUUUGCGAAUUUUACAGUCCUGCAAUGGUCUCUUACUUUGUCGAGGUCUCCAUUUAUACAUCUAUAACCCUACUACUAGUCAAUUCGCUACUCUUCCUCAACCUCCUCGCUGUGUUCUCGCACCUUUACGCUGUUACACUACCUUUUAUGCUUAUAAUUUAGCUUUUGAUCCCUCCAAAUCGCCUCACUACAAAGUUGUUUCUAUUAAUUUCUCUUGGGGAUUGCCUGAUCACUAUGAACUCGACAUCGUUUCGUCGGAAACCGGCCUCUGGUCGCCUUCCGCUGACCCUUUCAAUGGCGAUGUUAGUUUCAAUCCUGGUGUGUUUUGGAAUGGUGCUCUUCAUUGGAUUUCCACCUCUGGUGGCGAUUCUUUGUAUUUCAAUGUUGACGAAGAUCGUCUUGAAACGAUGCCGAUGCCUCCUAUCCCUGACGGUUGGGAGGAGAGGAGGCUCAGGUAUUUUGGGGAGUCUCGUGAUCAUUUGCAUCUCAUUGAGAUUUACGGUCCUCGCACUACGCAAUUCAAUGUGUAUGCGAUGGAGAGGGACUACCGUGGGUGGUUUGUCAAGUACCGGGUUGAUAUUGACGCGAUUCCAAAUGCAUUUCUGGAGAUGAUUCGUAGCUCACUUGAUCCGUCGGACUUGCAUUACUAUCAAUUUGUCAUACUGGGUCUUAUUCGGGAAGAGAAGGAUGAGGAGUCAUUUUUAGUGCUGCACAUACCUGGUAAGGUCAUAAGCAUCCGGGGAGAUUCGUUGCGUUUUGAUGUUGAUAAAGAGUGUCUUCAAAUAAUGCUGAUGCCUCCACUUCCAUCAGGCUACAAUCGGAGGUGGUUUAACUAUUUUGGGGAGUCGGGGUGACCAAUUACAUCUGAUCGAGAGGUAUCGUCCUCCAAGAACGCAGUUCAACAUCUAUGAAUUAGAGAGACGGUUCAGAGUGGUUUGUUAAGUAUCGAAUCGACCUUGGUUCAGUUGCUGCUGAAUUUCCAGAGAUGAUUCCAACCAGAACAAUUGCAGAGCACUUGAAUUUCUACAACUUUGUUAUACUUUCGGUUGUCGGAGAGAAACAACAGAUGGGGGGGAGUCGUCGUUCAUGGUGUUGCACAUAAAUGGUUAAGGUGAUGUGGUACAGUUUUGAGGAUAAGAGUUUUGGUGGAAGGCCCAUUUGUUUUCCAUUUAUUCUCUUUCUUGCGUUUGAUAUUGUUGAGACAAAAAGAUGGAUUGUAAAUUACAAUUUUUAUUUGUUCAAAUAAUAAUAAUACUGUAAUGAUGAAUUACAGUUUAUAAUUAAAUAAAUUUUAAUUAUUUCUA
This is a messenger RNA of Camellia sinensis, 2616 nucleotides long. The record is from RefSeq and is a predicted model, not a curated record. Lineage: Eukaryota; Viridiplantae; Streptophyta; Magnoliopsida; Ericales; Theaceae.